AUGUAUAGCUCAGCAAACAUGAAGAGUGCCGUAUCUUCUGGUUCUUCAUCGGGGAGUGAAAGAGUGAAUGGAAAUGCCGUCACAUCUAGUGGUGGAUCAGAAUUAGAGGACAACAAAUCCAAAACAAAUAGCAGAAUGAGUUGUGCGAGUGAUGACAGCUGUGCUAUCAAUGAGCUAUUGGAGGGACGAAUGGAUUUGACGGUAAAACUACCCAAAAAUGCGAGUCCUGUUGUCAUUAAUGUCGAAAGACGGACUCCAAUGCUCGACCUAUUGGUCAAUAUCUCGACUCAAUAUCGUUUUAAUGCCGCCAAUUAUACCAUCAAUGCUGGCGAACAUGAAUUUAAAGCGAGUACUCCUAUCGGCACUAUAGAUGUCAAUCAAAUUUCAAUUGUUCCCAAACCUGUGAAAAGUAAUUCAUUGAAAAGCAAUAGUCCUUCAGUGAUGCCGUUUCAGACAACAUUCAGAUUACAGGUUAAUUUGCCUCGAAAUCAAUUAAUGGUUUUAAGGGUAACACCCAAUGCAACCAUCGCUGCAAUCAAACAAAUCAUAUGCAGUGAGAAGGCAUUGGAUGCCAAUAAAUACCAAUUGGUCCGCUUUAUCGGCAAUAAUGAGAGCCCGCAUCUGUUGGACCCCAACAAUACACUAGCUUUUUAUACACUCAAUGAAGUGACACUAAUAUCAUGUAAAACUCUAUCGCAGAUAGAGAUGCAAUUCGGAGCCCCGACUGGCGAUGCGGUCGAUAUGUCUCCAAAUACUACCGGUGUUUCAAUCGAGAAGAAUCAAAUGAAUUCAAUGAUCAUAAGCCAAUCAAAUCCAGAUAUUAGGACUUUGGACGACAAGUCAGUAUUAAAUCACACGUCAAGUGGAAAACAGCAAAAGAAACGUCAGGCACCACCGCCUCCACCCGUCCACUCCUCGGCCACACUUCCCAACAGAGUAUUGGCGACAGAAAUGAAUAAAUAUAAAGACGAGAAAAGUAUGACAAUCGGUCCAAAUGACAGAAAUGGUGAUCGAGUGACUGAAACUAUAAUUGAAGCCAAACCUGUGCUAAAAGUACCACAAAAUAAUGUUUCACACAUUCGACAGAAUUCGGGCUCAGAUUCAAGUGGUUAUCACGAGUCGGUGCUCAGCAGUGACUCUCCUGAGUCCACUUCGGCCACAACCCCUCCCACAUCAAGUUCACUGACAACAGAGAUAUCAAAUGUCAAUAAUACUAAGUCAGGCGCUAAGAAACGUCGCGCUCCACCGCCGCCACCAACCACUCAACAGUCACUUCCAGAACCAGUGAAUGCCAUUAAUGGCAGUCAUAAUGAUAUGAGUUUAGAUGAAAGUAAAGGAGUUCUUGAAUGCAUGACUAGCAUGAGUGAUGUCAGUCUUCCACUCUCGACAUCGUCCUCAUUGUCCACAACAAGUGGUACCGCCUCUUCAAUCAACAACAGAAGCCUUUCCCCUAUCGUUGUCACGCAAACCAACGGCUCGUCGACACCACUCAAGAGCCAAACGCCAACUGAUUCCAGAGAGACUUCAAUGGAUUCAGAUUCGGCACUCCAGUCAAUGGUUCCCGAGAUAACCAAAUUGGAUGAUAACUCCAGUCUCUGCGAAUCAAAUGACAAGCAAAACCCUAAUUCUGUGAUUUGCUUGCAAAAUAAAGACAAUGAAAAUGUAAAAGAGUCCGAUUGUGAAGACUCGACACACUUAGACAACAACUCUAUAAAUAGCAGUGAUGUUCAAGAGAAUGGAGAAGUGGUCUCAAGUGUUAGUUCCUCUCAACAAACUAUAGUUAGUAAAGAAGCACACAUUGAAACGCAAGACAUAAAAGUUAGUCCGAGUGUAGAAACCUCUGAAAUCAUUCCGAAAGCAACACAAAUCCAGCUUAAAGUUGAAGUGAAUUGUAUUUCUGCGGCACUUAAUCACGACAAUAGUUUGUCUCAUAAUGAAUGCGAAGCACAGGUUGUGGAAAGGGAUCUAUGCAUUGAUAAUACA
Molecule: messenger RNA, 1983 nt
Organism: Medioppia subpectinata
Lineage: Eukaryota; Metazoa; Arthropoda; Arachnida; Sarcoptiformes; Oppiidae
Source: the annotation of a GenBank genome assembly